Olea europaea var. sylvestris is the source of this 541-nucleotide messenger RNA. Its product is annotated as probable LRR receptor-like serine/threonine-protein kinase At3g47570. Gene Ontology annotation, biological process: protein phosphorylation. The coding region runs from base 18 to 458 and encodes 146 amino acids. Lineage: Eukaryota; Viridiplantae; Streptophyta; Magnoliopsida; Lamiales; Oleaceae. The transcript is spliced from 2 exons. The record is from RefSeq and is a predicted model, not a curated record. Gene Ontology annotation, molecular function: protein kinase activity; ATP binding.
UUCUACUGGAUGAAGAUAUGGUUGCCCACUUGAGUGAUUUUGGAAUUGCUAAGUUAUUGGGUGAAGGAGAAAACAAUGCAUACACUACAACCCUGGGAACAUUGGGUUACAUUGCACCUGAGUAUGGAUUGGAAGGAUCGGUGUCAAUAAAAUGUGAUGUUUAUAGCUAUGGCAUUAUGUUAAUGGAAGUAUUUACACGAAUGACACCAAGCAAUGAAAAGUUCUCAGGAGAUUUAAACCUAACGAGCUGGAUAAAUGAUUCUAUGCCUAAAGCAAUUACUCAGAUUAUAGAUUCGAACUUGUUGGUGCCAGAGGAGCACGACACAAAGAAGUUGAGAUGUUUGUCAUCUAUAAUGGAACUUGCUUUAAAUUGCUCCAUGGAGAGUGUCAGUGAGAGGGUGGACAUGAAAGAAGUUGUAACAGCAUUGAAAAAUAUCAAAUUUCAGCUCCUCGCUUAAGAGUGGUUUUAAAUUUAAUGUUCUCUAUGUGUUAUAUGAUGAUUCGGUGGUUCCGUGGAGAUUAUAUAUUUUAUCUGUAAAGU